CUUCUCCAGAAUCCCUUUAAAAGGCUCCAACAAAUCAACAAUUUCUCUAUUUGCUUCCUGUCAUUAAGAUUCUUUAUUACUGUUCUUCAAUUUUCUAUUUUAGCAUCCUCUUUAUAGUUUAUAUACUUUGGAUUACUAUCGCUAGAAAAAACUGUCUGGGAAUUGCUCUUGAUCCGAGUAUAUCCCAAAAUCCACAGCGCAAUGAGUGAUCAAAAGGAUCAGCCUCAAGCUUCUGAUCUCCCUGCUGCUGCUGCGGCGCUUAGUGCUGAGGAUCGUGCAGAUCUUGUAAACGCCAUCAAGAAUAAGCUUCAGGAGUUGUCAAUGGGCCAUUCUGAUUUUCUGGAAUCUCUUCCCCCCAAAGCUAGGAAACGUGUGGAUUUCCUAAGGGAGAUUCAGAGCGAACAUGACGAGCUCGAGGCGAAGUUUUUUGAAGAGAGAGCGGUGUUAGAAGCAAAGUUCCAGAAGCUUUAUGAGCCACUGUAUACCAAGCGUUACGAGAUUGUGAAUGGUGUGAGUCACAUUGAAGGAGUCUCGGAUGAGAGUUCAAUGGACCAAAAAUUAGAACGAACUGUUGAAGAAAAAGGUAUUCCCCAUUUCUGGCUCACAGCAAUGAAGAAUAAUCAAACACUUUCUAGAGAGAUUACUGAGAAUGAUGAAGGUGCCCUCCAUUAUCUUAAAGAUAUUAAGUGCAGUAGACUUGAUGGUGAAAAGGGUUUUAAGCUUGAGUUCUUCUUCGACCCAAAUCCCUAUUUUAGCAACAAUGUGCUGACUAAAACAUAUCGCAUGAUUAGCGAGGAGGAACAUAUCCUAGAGGAAGCAAUAGGGACUGAGAUUCAGUGGCUUCCUGGGAAAAACUUGACGCGGAAGAUUUUAAAGAAGAAACCAAAGAAAGGAUCCAAGGAAACCAAGCCAAUCACAAAAGUUGAGGACUGUGAAAGCUUCUUUCUCUUUUUUGAUCCACCUCAACUACCAGAAGAUGAAGAGGCAAUUGAAGAGGAAACGGCUGAACUGCUUCAGUGUCAGAUAGAGCAAGAUUAUGAGAUCGGGUCAACCAUCCGAGAAAAAAUCAUUCCUCACGCUGUGUCAUGGUUUACUGGAGAGGCUGUUCCAGAUGAUGAAGAUGACGAAGCUAACGAGGAUGAUGAGGAAGCGGAAGACAUAGAAGAUGAUAUGAACAAGAAUGAAGAACGUGAAAAGAAAACUGAUAAUAAGUGAUUCCUGAGGGGUAAAAAGACAAGCCAGUGGACAGUAGCGUUGUGAGUAGCCUAAAGUCGAGAUCAAAAUGUGCUUCUGAAGAUUGUAUUUGUGUCACAGAGUGUUUUAUCAUUAUAAUUUGUUCAUUAUUUAUUAUUUGAUAUCAUUGUUCUUUUCUUCAUCUCGAAGUAAAAGGGGCAUGAUCUGCAGCAGUUUGAAUACACAGAUAAGUUUUUCCGCCAACCGGUGAAAGUCUCUCCUGAGGGUUUGCAGUAUUUGUUUGAUCAGCAUAUCAUGUUAGUUCCAUGGAAAAACAGUGUUGAACAAAAUCCUUAUACAUCAUUUCAUGUUUUGCAUGUCAUUUGAAGUGGCAUAUUUAUUCCGGAGUAAUAUUUCAAAUUUCAAGUAAA
Messenger RNA from Ipomoea nil (Japanese morning glory), 1604 nucleotides. Its product is annotated as nucleosome assembly protein 1;2-like. Lineage: Eukaryota; Viridiplantae; Streptophyta; Magnoliopsida; Solanales; Convolvulaceae. Gene Ontology annotation, cellular component: nucleus; chromatin. The record is from RefSeq and is a predicted model, not a curated record. Gene Ontology annotation, molecular function: histone binding; chromatin binding. The coding region runs from base 202 to 1215 and encodes 337 amino acids. The transcript is spliced from 11 exons. Gene Ontology annotation, biological process: nucleosome assembly.